Manduca sexta (tobacco hornworm) is the source of this 2372-nucleotide messenger RNA. RefSeq names its product leucine-rich repeat-containing protein 15. The transcript has 2 exons. The coding region runs from base 333 to 1577 and encodes 414 amino acids. Lineage: Eukaryota; Metazoa; Arthropoda; Insecta; Lepidoptera; Sphingidae. Gene Ontology annotation, cellular component: plasma membrane. The record is from RefSeq and is a predicted model, not a curated record. Gene Ontology annotation, molecular function: protein binding.
AUAAAAUUUUUGGUGGAAUGUUACCGAACUUAUUAGUAAAAAAGACACGAAAUGCUUUCAGCUGUUUAUAAAAAUGCAUUUGAAUGUUAAUAUUUUCCAACGAAUUCUAUAUUUAUGCUGCUCGACAAAUUUCAUGUAACACCUGUUUUGCAAUAUCCAUAAAUUGUUUUUGUUAUUAUGGCGGGAAUUUUAUGUAUUUUUUGGAUAAGAGAGGACCAGUUAUUAAGACCCUCCUCAGAGCAAACAGCCUUGAGCAUUUGUUAUACUUUUUAGGAGCCUAAGUUACGACGGGAAAGUGCAAAGAUUUUCAAAUAAUUUCUUUAAAAAAAUAUAUGGCAUCAAAAUUUUUGAUAUGGAAAAUCUUGAAUGUAAUACUUGUUUUACCAGUAUUCGUUUGUGGAAAACCGGCAUGCAGAACUCGUUUCCGAACAGAGGUCAUAUGUGUCGCGGGAACAGAUGAUUACGUACUACAAAAAGGAUUAGUAUCAGACAAUAACCAAACCGCCGCAAUCACACUUAAGGGUUGUCGGAUUACAGGCGUAGACUCUGACGCCUUUAAAAAUGUCUACAGUGUGCAAGAAAUCGAUUUGUCACAAAAUAAAAUCAGUGCUCUAAAAACAGAAGUUUUUAAUGGAAUGUCAAGACUUUCGUUAUUGCGUUUAUCAAAGAAUUUAUUGACGUCUCUACCUCGAGGACUUUUUGACAACUUACCGAGGUUGCAGAGGUUGGAUUUAAGUAAUAAUAAAAUUAGUUCUUUAGAAUCGGGCAUAUUUAAUAAUUUGCCAGAAUUAAUACGUCUCGAAUUGAUUGGAAAUGCUUUGUUAGGUAAAGAUUUAGAUCCAUCACUUUUCGACAGGAAUCCCAAGAUGCAGUUUUUACGUCUCUCAGGAAACAAUAUGUCACAUGCACCAGAUCAGCUUUUCAAUGCUUUCCGAGAACUGAGAAUCUUGGAUUUAAACAAUUGUUCUUUGACAGAAAUACCAAAAUUUGUGAAAACUCCUAAUAUGAAAACACUGGAACGGUUGUCAUUGCAAAUAAAUAAAAUAAGGAGAUUAGAUGAUCCAUCAUUAUUUGAAAAGUUUGAAAAACUGUCAUCGUUAGAUUUAAUUAGCAAUGAGAUUGAAUAUUUACAUGAAGACGUUUUUAAACCACUGGAGAAUCUCAAGGUCAUAGAUUUAUCAUUCAAUAAGAUUGAGCACAUACAGGAAAAGUUGUUUCAAAAUAUGCCCAGUGUACAGAGUAUAGACUUAUCAAAUAAUUUAAUAGAGGUUGUUCCAGUGAAUGCCUUUCGGGGAACUCGUUUGAAGAAAUUAAAUUUGAAUACAAACCAAAUAUCAUACUUAGGAAACAACUUCUUGUUAGAACUAAGAAAUUCUGCAACAAAACUGUCAGAGUUUAAUUUUGGUGACAAUCCAUUUCAAUGCGCAUGUUUACUGGAUAUUUUGAACGAAGUCAAAUCCUUCGGCGUCGCGUAUAAUUACGACAAGUACAAUGGGGAACAUGAAGUGUGCGUUAUGACCAGUCAGUUUACAUGUAUGAGAUUUAAGGCUGAAUUAGAUUCUAUUGAUAUGCGAUAAAUGUUGAAGCCAUAGAAUCUUAUAUUUCUAUGAACAAUGGUACGUUUGGUCCACAUUUGGACAAGGGUUUUAAGCUUGGUACCUAGUAAAUGAUCUUAAAAUCCUUUUUUAAGAGUACACGUUUUUAAUAAUCUUAAGAUUAAGAUAUAGUUCCUGCCUGUUAUAUUUCCACUGAAGGUGCUUUACUAGUUAUUAUAGGUACGAUACACGUAUUGAAAUUUCACUAGUAGAGGGAAGCAUCUUAUUAGAGUUAGCAAAUAUACCUCAAGUAACAUUUAUCUCCGAUAUGGCGUAGGUGCAAUAAUUUUUUUUCACUUAUGUUGUAGGAAUGCUACGGCGAAUUUUUUCUACUGGUUGCUUGAGUAUCAUGAAUCCUAUUUAUGAGAUAACAUAAAGUACAAAAUAACAUUCAUUACUCUAUUACUGUUUAAAUUCUGUAUCGAAUGAAGUUACUAUAAAAAUAUUUUAAUGCGGUUUAACAUAGUUUUAAAAAGGUAUAAUAUGUGUUUCUUGCCAGUGGAUUUUGCUAACCUUAAUGUUUUGUGUAUUUUCUCUUAAUUGUUCGUGUGAAUUUUCCAUCUUUUAGACAGUGUAUAUAAAUAAUAUAGAUUGUUUAGUAAGUAGCAGGUUAAUUGUUUAAAACUCAUGUUCACUUUACGACGUCUAAAGUAUAAUUAAGAAAAUAUUUGAGUGUCUGAGAAAGCAAUGUAUAACUGGCCGAGUAGAAUAAUUGUAGACAAUUUGAAGCUGUUUUUAUAACAAAUAAAUUUACGAUUGUUUGUAUUUCACUACGUG